UGCGGGUAGUAUUAGUGCAGCAAAUGGUGAUGAAGAUUACGCGUCAAAGUGCAGAAGUUUUAAAGUUGCUGCAACUACUGUUUUCCCGACCGAUAAAAAAAACUCUAGUACAUACUUUACAAAACCCCACAUCAGAAAUCGGCGCGCCUUAGAUGAGAAAUAGUUGAGUGGGAUAACGGCUUUUGCUGCUAAGGAAAACAAGAAACGACGAAGUUCAGAAAGAGCACUGGCUGCUGGAUUCCAAAGCACAAAUAUUGUAAAGCAUUUAAGGGGGAACAAAUUAAUAAAGCAACGAAAAUCGACAAAGGCAAGUACUGCCAGUUACUUGCAAGAAUCAGCAAGGUAGUAAACGGAAUUCCCCGUACACACUUAAAUAAACAUUAAGCCGCCCUAAGUAAAUAAGUAAAUAAGACAGCAAUACAAAGCACAAGGAUCACUGAUUUAUUAGGAGCAGAAAAUAUACACAAAGUAUAAUGACAGAGUACAAAUUGGUUGUCGUGGGUGCCGGAGGUGUUGGUAAAUCUGCACUCACUAUCCAAUUAAUACAAAAUCAUUUCGUAGACGAAUACGACCCUACGAUCGAAGAUUCCUACAGGAAGCAAGUAGUUAUCGAUGGCGAAACGUGUCUAUUGGAUAUUUUGGACACAGCUGGCCAAGAAGAAUACUCGGCUAUGCGUGACCAAUAUAUGCGUACUGGUGAGGGCUUCCUGCUCGUAUUUGCCGUGAACAGUGCAAAAUCCUUUGAAGAUAUUGGCACAUACCGAGAGCAAAUAAAGCGAGUGAAAGACGCCGAGGAGGUACCAAUGGUGCUGGUGGGCAACAAGUGUGAUCUGCAAGCCUGGGCGGUGAAUAUGGGCCAAGCUAGAGAGGUUGCUAAACAAUACGGCAUUCCAUUUGUUGAGACUUCUGCCAAGACAAGAAUGGGUGUAGAUGACGCAUUUUAUACAUUGGUGCGUGAGAUUCGCAAAGACAAGGAGCAUAGAGGGAAAAAGGGUCGCAAACAUCACAAGCUGCCCCAUCAUAAAUUUAAAUGCGACUUACUUUAAAUGAUCCUGUAGGAACGCAAAAAGAGAUUGAAUAACCUACACAUUCGGACAACCGGACUAUUACAACAAACCAAACGGCACAACGAAAAAAAAAACCAUACAGACAUUCAAUCAGUGAGAUAGCCUGUGAUGAGGAGGCUGUAAUAGGAAGCCAAUAAAUAAAAACAGUGGUUAUUCCGAGAACUGGAAAUUAAUCAACACAUAAAGUACAUAUUUUUUCAACUAUAAACCAGCAUAACACAUAAUAUACGUACACGCAUAAAAAACGCAAACUUUACGUACACAGACGAACUAUUAUGCGCACAGAAACAUAAAAAGGAAAACAUAGAAACUGUGUAUAAAAGUGAAAGAAAGUUUAACAAAUUCAAGUAUAAUCAAUUAAAGAAAGAAACCUUUGCCAGGCAUAAAACAAGUAAAAUGGGAAACAUUUACUAAUUUUGAUAAAAAAGAAAUCAAUUUAUUGAUCAUAACACGUACGAUUUUAUUAAGAAAUUGUGUUAAGUGCUGUCCGGCUAAAGGAAAUGAAUGCAAAAAGAAAGUUAUAAGAUAUCGAAAGUAAAAAAGAAAAAAUAUUAAGUAUUUAUGUGUACUAUCUUUUCACUAUGGUACUGCGCACGUUGCUUUUUAAUACGUUUUCAUUUACUCAUUUAAAAUUGUCACCAAUGGCUUAAAAAUAAUUUUUAAUUUUACCUAGUAUGAUCAAUUGUUUAUUCUAUUUACUAUUUUUAUUGCGGACUAUUUGUGAUUUCUAUAUGUUGUGUGCACGUAUAGAUUGCUAUAGGAUAUUAAAAAAAUGGUAAUUACGCCUAUAACUAUGCAAUGUCAUGUACUAAAUAUUGUGCCGCUUUAUGUAUUGAGUAAUUGUAUAUUUUUUAAGAAUUUUUUCGGUAAUGUGGACGAAACUUUGUCGCUGCAGUGAUAUUUGCCUCAAACGAUUAAUCAAAACAAAACAAAAAAACCUCCCAUCAUUUAGUAUCUGAUUAUAGUUAUAAAACUUAAAAUCAUGGUCGUGCAAGUUAUCGCGUUUCAAUUGUAUUUAAUAUAGUAAAUCAAUUUUUUAUAUGAAAAAUGUCACUUGCCCCACAUUCAAUAUUUUUUAUGUGUCGUUUGUGUAUACGUGCCUGCUUUUUAUCUAUUGUUCGUUGACACAUAGAUAAAACAUAUGGUUAAUUAUGAAAUAAAUUCGUUUAAGUACAUAUAUUAUAAAGUAAAUAACUAAAACAAAAUAAAAGGGUAUGAAGAUAAGUGGACCAACUGUAACGCACAAAAGGCAAACACUAUGUAACUUUGUUCUCAACAUAUUUUGUGUUUGAAAUUGAAUUUUAAAGGCGGUUUUCUACUUUUUGGUGCUGAAGUGAAAAUUAGUGUGCAUUUUUUAUAAUCAUAAAAAAUUACUCAUAUUUACUUUUAAUCAAUAUUUUCAUGGGAACAUGAAUUUUUAUCAAUGAAUAAGUAAUUACGGCAGAAGAGGGUGUAAAGUUGCCAUAAGCGAUUACCCACUCAAUGUGUGUUCUAAACUUUUUAUAUAGUUGCAGUUUCCAUGUCUAAGAAGUAAUGUAUUUGAGUUUCACUGCAUAUUAUAUUUUUUAUAAUUUAUUCAUAUGUAGGCGCACAUGUGCUUAUGUACAUUUUUCCAUAUAUAUCAAAUUAUCCACAUAAGUUAAAAAAAUUAAACGGUUGGUUUUGCCAUGUGCAUGAAAACAGUUCAAUUAAAUAAUUUAAUAGUAUAAACAUUUUUCCGAAUUUUGUCAGUCAAAGAAACAAUAGUCGAUAAAUCAUACUUUAUUUGAUUAAUUUAAAUGUUGUAUUAUAAAAGGAGCUAAAAUCGCCGAUUCUUAUGAGAUUGUAACUACGUAGCUCUUUAAAAAAAAUGAAGAAUGCGAACUUCGCUAAUUCUAUAACUCUAAGCUAAAUUAAUAAAGCGAUUUGAUUUUGCCAGCAAUGAGUAUUCAAUUAGAAUUCUUUAGCGCAUAUUCAUAUUGGAAAAAGUCGGUUUUAAAAAUAGUUUCGUGCCUUGACAGAUUCGUUCUAUGGAAAUCAGUCAUAAAGCGUAUUUAUAUUCACCGUCUAUUUGCUUUGACUAUUCAUAUUGUGUAUUUAGUUCCAAUAAAUCCAUUUUGUUGGACAUCAGAGAGUAAUGUUUGGUUCAUUUAACCAAAUACAUACAUACAUAUUUGGCUUAAUAUUAUUAUCAUUUCUAAUAUACGUAUUUGUUUACAAAUCGCAAGUCUGAAACUAAUCCAGAUAUGUAUUUCACUUCGAGUAUAAUAAAUGUAAUGUUGAAGUAAAACAAAACU
Anastrepha obliqua is the source of this 3343-nucleotide messenger RNA. It is a transcript of the gene Ras85D, whose product is annotated as ras-like protein 1. Bases 474 to 1046 code for a protein of 190 amino acids. The transcript has 5 exons. Gene Ontology annotation, molecular function: GTPase activity; GDP binding; GTP binding. The record is from RefSeq and is a predicted model, not a curated record. Gene Ontology annotation, biological process: epidermal growth factor receptor signaling pathway; Ras protein signal transduction. Gene Ontology annotation, cellular component: plasma membrane. NCBI's taxonomy places the organism in Eukaryota, Metazoa, Arthropoda, Insecta, Diptera, Tephritidae.